Molecule: messenger RNA, 3791 nt
Organism: Phyllostomus hastatus (greater spear-nosed bat)
Lineage: Eukaryota; Metazoa; Chordata; Mammalia; Chiroptera; Phyllostomidae
Gene: C1QL3
Product: complement C1q like 3
Exons: 2
Coding region: 266-1033 (255 amino acids)
Molecular function (GO): protein binding
Source: RefSeq, a predicted model, not a curated record
CUCGGGACUUCAGCUCAAGUCACUAGGCGUCCGAGCUCCCUCCCCAGCCGCAGCCUCAGCGGGGGGAGCCGGAGCAGCCUAGGAGCGGCCGGCGCCCGCCCGCUCAGGGGAGUUGGGGAUCGCAGGGGCUUGUUUUCGGCUCUGAAGAGGUCCCCGCCCAACCUUCAAAAUUUUGUCCAAAAGCAGACAGGAGGAUCGCCCCGCGCUGAGCCGGCUGGUGGGCAGCAGGAGGCGCCUGAUCGCCGCCGGGGCGCUGGGGGUGGUGAUGGUGCUGCUGCUGGUCAUCCUCAUCCCGGUGCUGGUGAGCUCGGCCGGCACGUCGGCGCACUACGAGAUGCUAGGCACCUGCCGCAUGGUCUGCGACCCCUACGGGGGCACCAAGGCACCCAGCACGGCCGCCACGCCCGACCGCGGCCUCAUGCAGUCCCUGCCCACCUUCAUCCAGGGCCCCAAAGGCGAGGCCGGCAGGCCCGGGAAGGCAGGCCCGCGUGGGCCCCCCGGUGAGCCUGGGCCACCGGGGCCCGUGGGCCCGCCGGGCGAAAAGGGCGAGCCCGGCCGCCAAGGCCUGCCGGGUCCGCCCGGGGCGCCCGGUCUGAACGCGGCCGGGGCCAUCAGCGCGGCCACCUACAGCACGGUGCCCAAGAUCGCCUUCUACGCUGGCCUCAAGCGGCAGCACGAAGGCUACGAGGUGCUCAAGUUCGACGACGUAGUCACCAACCUCGGUAACCACUACGAUCCCACCACGGGCAAAUUCACGUGCUCUAUCCCGGGCAUCUACUUCUUCACCUACCACGUCCUGAUGCGCGGUGGGGACGGCACCAGCAUGUGGGCUGAUCUUUGCAAAAACAACCAGGUGCGUGCUAGUGCGAUCGCCCAGGAUGCUGAUCAGAAUUACGACUAUGCCAGUAACAGUGUAGUCCUUCAUUUGGAGCCAGGAGACGAAGUCUACAUCAAAUUAGAUGGUGGGAAAGCCCAUGGAGGAAACAACAACAAAUACAGCACAUUUUCUGGAUUUAUCAUUUAUGCUGACUGAUCAUGUAGAAACUGAGUUUACUGUUCUGAGUUUGGACACUGGAUUCGUACGGCUUACAUCAGUGAAUCAAGGAUCCCAGGGGAAUGCCAGUUGUGGGGCCCCUCAGAUGUAUUUAAGUGGGGGAUUCAAAUGCUACCUGACUCACAUCUGUAUUCUCAGAAACAUUAUGUAAAAAAAUAUUAAAAGCAAGAUAAGCAGAUGUGUGAUCCACUACCGCCAAAGCAAAUACUCCUUAUUGUUAGUGUCCAUGUGAAUGAAGUCCUAUAUAGAUAACAAUUUUUUAUAGAAAAAUCUAAGACACGAAUUAUUUCUUCAAUAUAUAUGAUACUUUGGUGUACCGUGAUCCUGCUGCUCUUACCCAUGUCAGCUUUGGUUCUUGUGAGUGUACCUGCUUAUUAUGAUUCUCGGAGCCCAUUCCUAGUGUGGGAAGGAAUGAUUUUACCCGCAGGAGAAGGUCUAAUUGAAACAAUGCUGCUUGUCCCCAAAGAAAUUGUUUGCCUUGUACUCUUGUGAACUUUAGAGCUAGACCUGGGAAUGAUUCAACUUCAAGCCUUAACCUGGAAUUUUCUGGAUUUGAGCAAAUUCCCAAGCCUAUGGUCAUUUUCCCAUUUUCUUUUUCUUAUGGAUUUUCUUUUCUCUUUUCUGGUGAUAGUCUUUAAAAAUAGAGAUUGAAAUUGUAUCAUAGGUUGACCCUGUAAGUGUGAAAAUGUGUAAUAUGUAUGGUAUUAGAAAAUCCUCUAAGUGUCCAUUCUGUCAAUAGAAUGUGUUUAGAUUUACUAGGAAAGUCAGAGAAAUGUAUUCUUUGGUGUUAAAUCAGACUGAGGUUGUUUGCCUUCUUUGGAACAAAAGAUUAUUCAUAACCUAAUACACGAAACUUUAAUUUGAGCUACUGCAUGCAUCACCAAGGGGACUCUAAGGAAGGCCUUCAAAGAGUUACUGUAAGUCGUGGCCUGAGGUUAUUUCAAAAUGAACAAUUUCACAUAUAACCAGUAUGACAACAGAGUGUAUAUAUUUUAUAGAAAUACCUGCCAUGUGUGUGUAUGUAUAUGUACACAUAUACACACACACACAUAUAGAUGAAUAGAUAUAUAUAUGGCUUCAGACCAUAGGCACAGUGGCUGGUAUAGCUUCAAAUUUUUAAUAAAAAAAUAUAUGUGUAUGCAUACACACAAACAUAUAAAUUAUCUGACUUAUUUUGGAUUGAAAUAUAUUUUGGAUGACAAAAAUAUAUGGAAUAGCAAAAUAAUUUAAAUGACUUCUCUUUUAAGAGUUAUCCAGAAAAUUGAAUUGUAUGAGGUCCUAGGCAUCACGUGUCUGUAAAUUAAGCCUAUGGCUGCUCUGUUACCCCUGCCAAUCGAUACUUUUCACUGCAUUCUGUGGCAGACUGUUAACAUUAGGAUUGCUGAAACAAAGUGGCUCUCCUUUGUAGUGUUUAUGAAUUAUACACAUUUGAAUUAUCAAUUUUUUUUCUCAGGUGGAUUGAAGCUGACAGUAAAGUAGAUUUUGAAAGUGGUGCAAAUCCUUUCUCUCUAUUUAAAACACACUGCCAAAAGCCAUCUCCUUAAAACUAAGAAAAAGAUCAACAACAAUGCGUGUUGAUAGAUCCUGACUAUCAGACAACUUCCACUGUUACAAUGAAAAAUCUGUUCCCCUCUCAGCUGCCUUUGAAGACUAACAAGUAGACUUCAAAAACAGAUUUAAAAAUCUAUUUGUUUUUCUGGUAAAGGACAUUUGCAUUUUUUUCAUUUAAAGGAAUUAAUUUGUUCUUCUGGCUCUUUCCUCUUGGGUACUUUAUGUUCUAACACAGAAAACUUGAUCAUCUUUGAUCCACAGAAAUAUCUUUUAUUUAACAAACCUUACCUUUCCCCAAGAGUUAUGCAUGGUGUUCCCAUCUGCAGGUGCUGUGUGCUUGGUUUAAAUGCCUUAGUCUGGGAAACUGUCAUGGUUAUGUGAUUUAAAGCACUCAGCCCAUUCUUCAAGAAUAAUGACUAAUUCUAUCUGGCCUUCCUAAUAUAUAAGAUAACUUAUAAAAGAGUUACAAUGGAUUUUAUUUCAAUUUAACAAUAUGUACUAUUAAAAAGGAAUUAGCAACAGGGUUUGGGGAAUUCUUUUCCUUCUUUUUUUUUAGGUAACAGAUAGCAUACUGAGGAUUCAACCAAAAGAUUAAUUUAUAAACACUGCACAUCAGCUAAGAGUUUUAACUAAUAGUUUUUAAAAAGGCUUUAUUUACAUAAUUCAUCAGGGCUGGGAACCUUUUAGAGAGUAGACUGUAGAAUCAGACUGUCAUUUCUAGUAGACCUGACCUUUUCUUCAGAUAAAUAAGCAUUAUUUUCUCUAUUUAAGGCCAAGGAACACAAAGAAAAGGUAAAAGAAAUAAAGGUAAUAUGUACGUAUAUAUAUAUGGCAAACAUUUUUUUGCAUUAUACAUUAUUAAUUACUUAAAUUGUGGCCUUUGUUAUUAUAAAUGUAAUGAUUCAUUAAACUAUAUUAUGUAAUAUAUCCUGACUUUUAUUAUUGAAUUUUUAUAAUUCAGUAUUAUGUGAUGAGUUCAUGCCCCCUUAUACAAAUUUUUCAAAAUGUAACAAAAUGUAUAGCAAAACUUUAUUUCAGAAAGCCACAGGCAACACAAAUUGAUUUAUUAUAAGUAUAUAUAAAUAGGUGGACAGCUCAUAAUUAACCUUCCGCACUAUUUUUUUCCAUUGUAAAUUGGUAAUUGUCUUAUGGUAUCUAUUGAAAAAAAUCUCAGAAUUCAACUUCC